AAACCCUAAAGCCUGCAAAAUUAGUAAUUUAGAGAGAUUAAAACCAUUCUCUCUUUCUCUUUUCUUUCUGCAUAUAUAAUUAUGAAAACCCUGUAUUUUUAAUUUGUUGCGUUGAUCGCAGCUCAGUCAGAUAUCAUGAGUAGUGAAAACGCGGCGGGAAGCAGCGGCGGCGGGGGGCCGUGCGGGGCAUGCAAGUUUCUGCGGCGGAAGUGCGUGGCCGGGUGCAUAUUCGCGCCGUAUUUCGACUCGGAGCAGGGCGCCGCCCACUUCGCCGCGGUGCACAAGGUGUUCGGAGCGAGCAACGUGUCGAAGCUCCUCCACCACAUCCCCUCGCAGAAGCGCCUCGACGCCGUCGUCACCAUUUGCUACGAGGCUCAGUCCCGCCUCCGCGACCCCAUCUACGGCUGCGUCGCCCACGUCUUCGCUCUCCAACAACAGGUGGUGAAUCUGCAGCAAGAACUCUCCUACAUACAAGCCCACCUGGCGGCGCUGGAGCUUCCGACACCACCGCCGCUGCAGCCGCAGCAAUUGAUGGUUCCGGCGUCGCAGUCGAUACUGGACCUGCCACCGAUCCCGGCGGCGUACGACUUCUCGGCAAUGUGCGGGGAUAUGGUGGCGCCUCCCUCGCUUUGGAGCGUGUAUCCGCGGCAGCAAAUCGAUCAGCAGCGCCAGUUCUCCAACGCGGCCGUAGGAGGAGGCGGCGAUCUUCAGGAGCUGGCGCGUGAGCUUCUGAACCGGCACGCUCCGCCGAUGGUGGUGCGAUGCGGGAACCAAGCUUCGUCUUUGCCGCCCAACUCUAGGCAGAUGAGAGAUUAAUGGUGGAAAGUAAAAUAAUUGGGAGUGAUUAGUUGCUAAUCAAGUAGCUUAAUUUGCUCAACUGAAACUCGAGGGGAUUUGUGGUACUCCUACUAGCAAGUGAGUUCGUUUUGUUUUUAAUUUUUAUGGUCGAUUGAUCGAUCACAGUUUUUAUUAACUUCUUGUCUACUGUUUAUAUUCCGUUUUGAAUGAUGAUUUCAGUUGCAUUUUUUGGUUAA
This is a messenger RNA of Salvia splendens (bonfire salvia), 1034 nucleotides long. RefSeq names its product LOB domain-containing protein 18. The record is from RefSeq and is a predicted model, not a curated record. Gene Ontology annotation, biological process: hormone-mediated signaling pathway; positive regulation of DNA-templated transcription. The transcript has 2 exons. Lineage: Eukaryota; Viridiplantae; Streptophyta; Magnoliopsida; Lamiales; Lamiaceae. The coding region runs from base 136 to 816 and encodes 226 amino acids. Gene Ontology annotation, cellular component: nucleus.